Ostrea edulis (European flat oyster) is the source of this 1531-nucleotide messenger RNA. RefSeq lists its product as uncharacterized. NCBI's taxonomy places the organism in Eukaryota, Metazoa, Mollusca, Bivalvia, Ostreida, Ostreidae. The coding region runs from base 417 to 1436 and encodes 339 amino acids. The transcript has 3 exons. The record is from RefSeq and is a predicted model, not a curated record.
GUUAAAUUAUCAUUAAUAUCAUUAUUACACAUUAACGAAGUCUUGAAAUUAUCAAAAUCUACUACAUAAGAUUCUCUGUGAUGAAGUAGAGUUUACAAAUUUCAUAUGCGCUUCCAACAUGAUUGAAUGAAUACGUUGGAGAAAAUGAAGAAGGGGACAAUUAUGUCGAACUGUUUAAAAAUAAAAACAAUUGAAAUUACGUCGUCUUCUCUUUUUUUCCGUCUCAGCACAAAGUUCCGUGUAAAAAGGGGGUGUUAGCAAUCUGUAUACAUGCUUAACAAAUCAAUCUCCUAAUUAUGUAAUUUAACUGCCUGAAAGAAAAGGGAUUACUAUUGAUUUCACUUAAUUGAUUGUCUACGAUAAAGGGAUAUAUUUGAUCGGGAGAAGAAAGUUUCAUUCAAGAGCCAACUUACAGAAUGGCUAACAUUUUUGCGAUUCUAGUAUCGGCAUGUCUUUGUGCAUUAGUCCAGUCCCAGGAAUCGGAUUUGAACUCCACCUCCGCAUCCCCACCGGUACCUCCAAAUGUAACCAGUCACGGGGACGUUCAGAUUAUCUACAGAGACGACUUGAUAAAGGUCAUAGAGAAAUACGGGAUUACUGAUGACGACAUCAUGCUCGUCACCAAUAAGUACAAAGAGGGCAAUCCACCAACGGUGAUGAAAAUGAUGAAAAACGAGGAUACUGGGAAGGAAGAGAUGGUGGAGGUGAAUCUCAAAAACUUCAUUGCGGGGGGCCACGUGACUGACCUAACACCAAUCUUAGAAUCUCCGGAACCACCAAAGAUUUCAAAAUCUCAAAAUGAAGUCCCCGAAGCCGUAACGACUAGAGAGGAUAUUCUGGCAAAUCUCCGUAAGCGAGAGCGAGAUCUUCUUAUGAAUUUGGAGAGGAAUCGACAAGAAUACGAGCGGAUAGCGCAAGCGUUAAUGGAGGUCCGAAAAGAAAUUGUUAUGAACACGCCUGAUGAAUAUGAUAUGAUGUCUCGUGGUACAAUUCGACUGGGUGCAUCACCGGAAAGAGAUGACCCGACCCCGGACGCUGCAGUGCUACGAGCAUUAUUUCGUCGAGCUCAGAGACAGGCUCUUAUCAGAGACUUGGUGCGGAGAAACAUCAUGCGAAGACGAUUAGCAGCCUUGACUGGUUUUCCACCUAAUCCAUCCAGAUCAUCGUUCCAACCCUCAAGGACUCUUUUAAUACCAGUACGGCGAUCAGGGAUACCGUUUUUCCUCAGAGUUAACAGACGACCACAAUUGACCAUCCGCGCCCCAGCAGCAGACGACACUCAAGUUCUUACAGAACCGCGACAGCUUCCAGUUGUAGUCGAUGAAAGAAAUACAGAAAUCCAGACCAAACCUUUCGAACCAGUCCCCAGAGUCACAGAGCUCGUGAGCACCAGCGCCGGAGACAAUGAUAACGCAUCUCCAUCUGGUGUCCCCUAGGUCGUUCUAGGGUUUUGGAUAACCCUAUAUCCAUUUAGCAUAAGUUUACAAUCGUCUGAAAUUAAAACAACACGCAUUAAAGCGAAUUAAUAUAA